This is a messenger RNA of Cyclospora cayetanensis, 1395 nucleotides long. Its product is annotated as vacuolar protein sorting-associated protein 45. Lineage: Eukaryota; Apicomplexa; Conoidasida; Eucoccidiorida; Eimeriidae. The record is from RefSeq and is a predicted model, not a curated record. Gene Ontology annotation, biological process: intracellular protein transport; vesicle-mediated transport. The transcript is spliced from 9 exons. The coding region runs from base 1 to 1395 and encodes 464 amino acids. Gene Ontology annotation, cellular component: Golgi membrane.
AUGGGGAAGGAUCUUGUGGCCUUGGCAUCUCGGCAUUUGCGCGUAAUGCUCGAGAAAGCUCCUGGCCCCAAAUUGUUGCUGCUUGACAGCGAGACGACUGGCAUCCUGGCUUGUGCAGUCUCUCAGUCCGAGAUUUUGCAGAAGGAAGUUUUCCUAGUUGCACGCCUCGACGCUUUACCUUCCGGAUCCUUUGAGCACCUGAGUGCCGUCUGCUUUCUAAGACCAACGAGCGAAAACAUCCUGCUGCUCUUGCGGCUGUUGCAGCAGCAGCAGCGACAGCCUCGGCGACUCUCAGACGGCCAGCAGGAUCUCGAACAGCCUCUAGAGGCUCUAGAACCGCAUAGCCGCAUAAAGGAGCUGCAUCUCUUCUUCAGCGGUGCACUUCAGAGGCAAUCCGAGAUGUUGAAGCGUCUCGCACGCCAAGACGAGAUCGACAAGAUCGCACAGGUGUAUGAGGUCUUUGUAGACAUGUAUCCUCUCGGCCCCCGCCUUUUCUCUCUCUCCGUUCCCGCCGUCUCCCAGCUGCAGGCAAUGGUGCAUGAGCUGCUUGGAAUUCGCCACAAUCGGGUUGAUCUGCAUAAAGUCUCAGGCAUUGUGGAGGACCUCAAGGAAGUUGUUCUUUCCACGACUCAGGACGAGUUUUACAAGGCGACAAAGACGCAUGCGCAGAUCACAUCGCUUGAGGCGAUGCGCAACUUCAUUGAGCAGUAUCCAGAAUGCAGGAAGAUGUCGGGCUCUGUAUUCAAGCACGUGACGAUCAUUCACGAGCUCUCUCGUCUUGUGCAGGAGCGGCAGCUGCUGCGCGUGUCAGAAUUUGAGCAAGACCUCUCGACCCGGGAGGCAAGGGGAGAGCAUCUAAAGACGAUUCUGGAAUUUCUUAGAGACGAUACCAUCACCAACAUGGAUAAACUGAGGCUCGCACUCCUCUACGCUAUCAGGUAUGAAAACGACCCCAGCGUCGCUUCCCUCAAGGGCGAGCUGCGCAGGGCUGGCUUGGAGGCGGAGGAGGUGCAGCUGCUGGAAGCCAUCACGCAGUAUUCCAACGCGGCGAUCCGCAGCGGCGAUUUGCUGCAGAACAAGAGCUUCUUGGCAGUUGCUAAGAAUUCCAUCACGAAAGGGCUGCAGGGCGUAACGAAUGUCUUUACCCAGCACAAGAGCCUGAUGUACUCAGUGGUGGAUUGUCUGAUCAAAGGUGAGAAGGAGCCCGCGCAAGAAUUCCCAGUGUGUCUGCUCUUCAGGGGGGAGAUUGAAGGAGACAACUUACCCCGUCCUCCAAUCUCACCCCAGCCCGUACGGGGCCGCCUCCGCAGGCACGCCUUUAAAGGAAAAGCUGCAAACUGUAAGUCCAGUGAACAACCCUUGAACACCCUCUCUUUUGAAGCUUCAGGACCUUAG